This is a messenger RNA of Synchiropus splendidus (mandarinfish), 4529 nucleotides long. RefSeq names its product aldo-keto reductase family 1, member B1 (aldose reductase), tandem duplicate 2 (gene akr1b1.2). The transcript has 10 exons. Lineage: Eukaryota; Metazoa; Chordata; Actinopteri; Syngnathiformes; Callionymidae. The coding region runs from base 131 to 1081 and encodes 316 amino acids. Gene Ontology annotation, molecular function: aldose reductase (NADPH) activity. Gene Ontology annotation, cellular component: cytosol. The record is from RefSeq and is a predicted model, not a curated record.
AGACAUCACUAAUCAAUUACCAAACGACGCUCACUCUGAAGCAGCCGUUCCUGUCAGCUGAAUUUUCCGCCGUUGGCUACAGCCUUUGCUUCAUUUACGACCACACUUAUUCGCCUGCUGUGAUAAAACCAUGGCAAAGACCGUGAAAUUGUCGUCAGGUGCAGAGAUGCCGAUUGUUGGACUUGGUACAUGGAAGUCCCCUCCUGGCAAAGUGAAGGAAGCGGUAAAAGCCGCCAUCUCAGCUGGUUACCGCCACAUCGAUGCUGCGUUUGUUUACCAGAACGAGGUGGAGGUUGGAGAAGGAGUUCGGGACAUGAUCGACGGUGGCGUGGUCAAGAGAGAAGAGAUCUUCAUCACCAGCAAGCUCUGGUGCACAUUCCACGAGAAGUCCAUGGUUAGGAAAGCAUGUGAGAAAACCCUUGCUGACCUGAAGUUGGACUACCUUGAUCUUUACCUGGUCCACUGGCCGAUGGGCUUCAAGGCUGGAGAUGCACUGUUUCCUCUGGACAACGCUGGAGACACUGUCAAUGAUGACACUGACUUCCUGGACACCUGGGAGGCAAUGGAAGAGCUGGUGGAUGCCGGUCUGGUCAAAGCGGUUGGUGUGUCUAACUUCAACAAGGAGCAGCUGGAGCGAGUGCUGAACAAGCCGGGACUCAAACAUAAACCGGUCAACAACCAGGUGGAGUGCCAUCCAUACCUCACUCAAGAGCACCUGAUCCAGUUCUGCCACUCUCAGGGCAUCACUGUCACUGCUUACAGCCCACUGGGCUCCCCUGACAGACCCUGGGCUAAACCGGAAGACCCGUCUCUUUUGGACGAACCGGCCAUCCAGGCCAUUGCCCAGAACCACAAGAAGACCACAGCCCAGGUCCUGAUCCGCUUUCAUGUCCAGAGGAACAUGAUUGUGAUACCCAAGUCCGUCACACCCCAGCGCAUCCAAGAGAACUUUCAGGUUUUCGACUUCAAUCUGACCGAGGAUGAGAUGAAGGCGAUUCUGUCGUUCAACCGCAACUGGCGAGCCUGUCCCUGCUCCGCGGCUCGCAAGCACAAGGACUAUCCCUUUAAGGCCGAGCAUUGACCCGAAAGAGCCGGCGGCUGCUGGAGCCUUCUCCAUCAAUGACUCGUGUCAGAUGUCAGAUUUUCUGACGGAUGAAGUCAUUUGUGGAUUUCAGAUCACAUGUUGUCUCAUGGUUGCUCACCAUGACAGUGUGAAACAUCUGGUAUUUAUGUGUAGAAAACUGAUGAUAUGCGGUAAAUGAAUGACAUUUCAAUUGAAAAGAAAACAUUGACUGGAAAAAGAAAAGUAAUCUAUCCACGCUAAACUUAUCUUAAAAUGCGUACAUCUCUUGGCUAAUCUAAUUCAGACCCAUUGUUUUUACUAAAACACUGGAAGGAAUUUCUUUCUCACAUGUUUGUAAUCCCAGGCAUUGGAAAAAUGCAACAGCCCAAAUUAAAAAGGCUAAAAUAUGAUGAAAUCACCAAAAUGUUUAACAUGAAAAAUGAAAUCGGGCAUGAUCUCUUACAGCUGCUUUGUUUUUUGUUUGGUUAAUUUCUUGCUAGCUAUUGCGCUAAACACUAGCUAUUGUUGUUGUGAUACUGACAAUCCACUCAUCUAUCAUAGUUACCUACUGCUGUUUGCUGAGCAUGAAGUGAAUUUCUAGUUUAAGACACUCAAGCUAAUGUUAGCGAACAUUUGAGAUAGGCUCUUUAGCGUGUGCUCAUUGUUUCCUAGUUGAAUUUUCUUUUCAGUCAAACCGCUAAAUGACGGUUGUCUUUCGUAGCUCAGUGAGGGUGAGAAAGUUUUACCUGCACUGAAUAUGUUCUCCUAGUUUUGUGAGUAAAACCUGCAACAUUUCCUGGCACACUCCCUUGGACUGUCAAACAUGUACACUUCCCUUUUUGUUACAGAGAAUCUAAUAUUCUCGAUGUUUACACAACCCGUACUGUUACAUUUCAUUUGCCAAGUACAAACAAAUGAGCUCUGGUUUGGCGUUACUGGGUCAGAGACUGUGAAGGCGAUGAGUCGGCACAUUUGAAAAGAAUCCCUUUGUUACUGAGGCGAAAAGCUAAAUCAAAUAAAUGUGUGGAGCAGCAGAAAUCUGUUAUGUGUUUGCUAGUCAAUGAAAAGGUGACACUCAGAAUUGUGUUCAUUUAUACUGGCUUUAUUGUCUUUCUUGUAUUUGACCUCCAAACUAGUUUCUCUUGCGGUUCUACUGUGAGACUCUCCUGGACGACUCCUGGAUCUUCAAGAGUGAGGGACCCAGCAGUGAAAAUGCAUCUCUUGCGUCAUGGAUGUCUGCUACUUCUUAACAAAAACUCAAAGGAGCAGAAGAGUCAGUGGUUCGGCUGCCAUCUUUCAUCCGUUGUCAGAUAUUCAAACAUCCUGGUGGUUGAAGUGAACUGGCGUGACAGAAGAGUUGGAAUGCUGAGGUGAUUUUGAAUCCUCUUCGUUGUUUCAGAAUUGGCAUCUGAUAGUGCAGCCUCAGUAUUCUGAAUUGAAAGGGAAGUCUUUAUGUUUGGAUCCCCUGGAGAGCAGAAAGUGAUAGUGAGACAUGAUGACCACUGACUUCUAUGGCAUAACUAGAACUUCAGUUUCAUUGUCUUUCAUUUAAUGUAAUUGAGGACCUGACAUUCAUCCUGGUCCCAGGUUUGCCGAAGACACACUUUUUUCCCCAUCUAAUAAGGUGGCUUUCUAGGUCUGUUGUGCACUGUUCUUUGAGAUAUUGUGGGUUUUAGUGUGAGCUCUAUCUUUGUGUGAAGGCUAGGUAUCAUUCUUGUGUGUUUCUUAAUGAAGCCCAAUAGGUAACAAAGGUUCCCAUUAUGACCCUAUCGGUCAGGUGGUUCUAAUGUUCCGAACAAGUCAGCUCACCAGGUUACAGGGAAUGCUCUCCAGUUCUUGUUCAGGCUCAGCAGGGUCUUCAUCUCAUCCUCAGUCAGGGAGAAGUCAAACACCUGGGACAGAUGAGAAAACGUAUAGAUUUUGUCUCCACGCCGGCAUGGUUCUGAAGAGGACUCGCUCACCUGGAAGUUCUCCUUGAUCCGUUGUGGCUUUAUGGACUUGACAAUGGCGACAACGUUCCUCUGGAUGUGGAACCUGAUGAGAAUCUGGAAGAGGUUAAGGAUGUGGUGAGUUAGGAAGAGUGAUCUGACCAUUUGUGUAGUGAGACCAGUGGAGCGCAAGUUACUUUGGCCAAGUCUGUCAGGAGGAUCCAAAUUUUUUCUUUGUGUCAUCAGACCUUAGCAUUGCCAACAAAACCUCCAGUGGCAACCAGGUGGCACAGCCCGGCACUUUUUGCCGCAUGAUUCAUGAACUUGGGUUUAGGCAGAGUUCAUGACCCCUGACAAAGGCUACGCCCUGGGUUCACAUUAGACUUCUAGGAUGUUUUAAGACAAUAUUUUGAUGCCAAAAAGACCUGCUGCCAGUGUCCAUUCCAUGAGCACCAGGUUGUAGACCUUCCUGGAUCACUGUGGCACCUCCAUUUGAGUGUUGCCUCCCUUUAGAGGACAGUGCAGGAUAGGACUAUACCAGGAAGCAGAACCAGUGGUACACGACCUGGUAGGUACGGAUGGGUACAGUGGAAGGCCAAACUCCAAAAAUAUCCAAAUAAAGUCUGAAUGAGUUGAAUGAAUUGUGCUGAAUUGGCAAUGAACUAUAACACUGGAAAUUCAAGGGUCCAAAUGUUUGAAUUUGGUAGCACUGGUUAGAAAUAGUGAUGAUAAAAACACAAUUCAAGCCAUAGAGUAGAUAAGUAAAGUAGACACAACACCUGUGCGGAUGUCUUGUUGUACUUCUCGGCAAGGGCUCUGACUUCUGCUUCCUCAAACAAGGUGGGCUCUUCAUCUGAGGCCCUGCAGAGUGAUACAGAACCAAGUGGUGAAAAACAAUGUUGGAGUCAAUUUCACUUGCCUGACUAGGAAGCAAAUGAAGGCACUGGUGCCCUGAAAACACCUAUCAGAGGGUGGAAACUGAGGAAGAGCCGUUGGCGUCAAUGGAAUUCUGGCGUGUACACUUAUAUUACUUGUGUAAUACUGCAGGGCUUUGACAGCAUCUGUUGAGUCUGGUGUCAAAAGAUUGUGCAUAUAGAAAAGGAAGUCUAUUUGGUUCAGAGGCUCCAGGCGUGACCUUCGCUUCAUCAAGCAAGGUCGCCACUUUUACACACACUUCCUUGUGUGCAGCGUCUGUCGUCUCACCAGGGUCGGCCAGGUGAUCCCAAGGCACCAUAGGCCACAACAGAGAUGCCUUUGGAGUGGCAGUACUUGAUCAGCAUCUCCUGGCUCAGGUAGGCGUGGCUCUCGAUCUGCAUGGAUUUAAAGUUAGAUAUAGGCUGUUUUUUUUAAUAUUCCGCCUGUCAUCCUUUCCUCUGACCUGGUUGACGACCGGCUUGUACUUGAGACCAGGCUUGUUGAGGAUCGCUUCGAUCUGCUCGCUGUUGAAGUUAGAGAGGCCAAUGUCCCGGACCAGUCCGGCAUCUACCAGCUCCUCCAUGGCCUGUGCAUCCAAACACACAGUAAGCAUCAGUGAAGUG